This is a messenger RNA of Prorocentrum cordatum, 4317 nucleotides long. NCBI's taxonomy places the organism in Eukaryota, Dinophyceae, Prorocentrales, Prorocentraceae. The record is from the annotation of a GenBank genome assembly.
GCCGCGGCGAGCAGCCCAGGAGCAGCAGGCCGCGGCGAGCUGGUGUGCUGGGCGCUGUGGGCCUGCGGCGCGGCGGACGCCAGGCAGAGCUGGAUGGCCGUGUCUGCAGACGCCAAGAAGGCGGGGGCCGAGGCGCUGCGGGGCGGGGGUGCCGACGUCACAGACGACGACGUCGCCGAGCUCGUCCUGAAGGUGAGGUCGACGCUGAGCGCAGGGCGAGCCCCCCGUUCCAAGCGGGACGAGGCACGGCGCCUGGAGGCGGCGCUGGACCCGGUGGCCGUCCGCCUGGCGUCGGGGAACCCCGAGGUGCCAGGCUCCGCGAUGGCCGAGGCCCUCUGGGGGUUCACAGAGGCCGCCACUUUCGCCACGCAGACGGAGGGUCGGAUCAGACGAGUGGCGGCCGACGCCGAUGGCUGGGAGACGAUCGCGGAUCGGAUCUGGGCCCGAGCGGUGGGGGCCGACGGGAACACGCUGCCCGUCGACUGGGUGCUGCACCUUGGCAUAGGUCUCUUCCUGUCGAGCCUGGCGGUGGUGCUGGGGGCCGACUCAGUGCGUCACCGCCUGGCUGGCGGGGCUGUAGGGCUGGUCGGGACCGUCCUGCUGGUACGGCGGGUGCCCGAGCGGGUGGUCGCCUGGUGGACACGCUGUCGGCGGCGUUCGGCUUUCGCCGCGGCGCGGAGGCGCGGCGGGGACGGCCUGGACCGGACCGCCGCCGAGGCCGCGGAGGAACCUGCGGGCCCGCUGCACCCGCCGGGGCUUGCAGCACUGCCGCCUCCGCCGUGGGCCCCACCCGCCGAGGGCGCAGGCGCGGGUACCGCUGUGGGGAAGCCUGGCGCGCAGGACCUGUCGGCGCUGCGGGCGUUCGCCCAGGGGUGCGAGGUGCCGGGCCCCUCCAGCCAGACAGCGGCCAUGCAGCAGCAGCAGCAGCAGCAGCCACAGCCGACACCAGAGGUGGCCGUCCCAGCUUCGGGGCUCAGCUUCCACGUUCCCCACGCUCCUGCAGAUGCGGUGCAGCUAGGACGGGAGGUGGAGAUAGUGGGCGCCACGCUGCGCGAGUUCCAGGCGCAGGCGGCCAUCAACGAGGACUGGGCCUGGCACUUCUGGGAGAGGAUCGCGGCCGUGGAUGGCGCCAGGGGGCUGCACCCUGACCUACGACGAGUGCUGCAGACUCACGGCUACGUGGGCGCGGGGACGACGUCCCCGCCAGGAGAGUCGUUGCAGCAGGAGCUGGACGCGCUGGUCGCCUCCCCUACGGCGCCUCACGGCGGGGGCAUGCACGCCUCCCCUGGGUGGGCCGUGGCCCCGCAGACCCAGCAGCAUCAGGAGGACAGUCGAUGGAACCUGAGCCUCCCGCCGGAGCUGCGGCGCGCAGCGCCGGAGAUCUACCGCACCAUACUCGGGGGCCCCCAAACGGUGCGCGCGCGGGACUGGCUGUCGCAGGAGGUGACGGGCCAGCGACACACGGCGGCCUGGACCGACCUGUGGACUGCCGCCACCAACGUGGACUACUUGCUGGGCGGUUGCGCGAACCAGUCCGAGCUGCUCACACGGUUGGCGUCCGACGAUGCGCUGGAGCUGCACCUGAGGCGGCUGGCGAGCUACGUCUACGAGAUGCGGACGAAGGACAAGGUUGGGGGGGCGGCCAUGGUGGCUGUCCGCCCGCCCGGGUCAGCCGCCGACUUGGCUCCGACAUGGCUGGUGACCGAGGCCACGACCCACAGCCAGGCGGAGCACCAGCGCGAUGAGAGGGUCCACGCCGCCAUCAAGCGCGAGGGUCGAGGCGGCGGCCGUGGCGGGGGCCAAGGAGGUGUAGCGGGGGGCGGCAGCGAGGUAGCCAGCGGCGGCCGAGGUGCCCCGCCGCCGCGGGUGCAGCCUAGAAUGCCAGUGACGGGUUUGUCAGGCUCGCUGACGCAGGCCUUGCAGUGGAAGGAGGCCGAGCUCAUGAACGGGAUGGACCGCGGAUCCCUGGAGGCGAGACCAACGGGCCAGCGCGAGGCGAGCGACAACGAGAUGAUGCUGGCCUGGCAGCUCGUGCAGCAGUAUGCGUUACAGGACGCAGCGCGGUACGAGCGCGGUCAAGGGACGGAUCUUGCCUGCGACAGAGGACCGCAGGACGCCUACACUGGAGAGCGCAAGGGUGUGAGCAAGCACGACGGGGGGCUGGAGGCUGGCAGCCGCGGGGAUGCCGAGCCUGAGGACGCCCAGCAGCACCGCUACGACGACGACUGGCUAGGGCAGCAGUGCAGCUGCCGGGCCGCGCCGCCUAGCCCGAGGGGCUACAGCGUGGCGGAGUGGCUGGAGACAGUGAGGCGGGCGAAGAGAGAUGACGAGCGUGUGAUGGUGGUGAUGCAUCUCUUCGCUGGCCGUCGGCGGCGUGGUGACGUGCAGGAGGUGGUAGAGAGGCUGGCGAAGGAGCGGAGCUUGAGGGUGCUCUUCCUUUCCGCCGAUCUCCUGGACGACCCGCGGUGGGACCUGGCCAACCCCUCCACGUUCUCCUCCUUGAUGGAGCUGUGCGAGGGCGGCUGGGUGGAUAUCGUACUGGGCGGUCCGCCCUGUUCAACCUGGUCGCGGGCACGCUACAAUCGUCGCCGACCUGGUCCGCCGCCGGUGCGCUCGCGGCGGUGCCCCUGGGGGCUGCCCGGCCUCAGGGACUGGGAGGCCGCCAGAGUCGCGGAGAGUAACACCUUGACGCUGAACUUGUUGGCGCUCUGCGAGGCGUGCGGCCAGAGUGGCGGCGCCUUCCUCAUCGAGCACCCGGAGGGCCCAGGGCAUGCGCCCUACCCAUCCAUCUGGAACACGACUGAGAUGCUGGAUUUCGAGACGAGGCGCUCGUCGCGGAGAGCCUGCUUGGACCAAUGCAUGUUGGGCGGACGGACGAAGAAGCCCACGUGCCUGAGCGGCGCGCUGCAGGGGCUGGAGGACCUGAACGAGCUGCGGUGUGACGGGUCCCAUGCCCACGAGACGGCCGAGGGCAAGCUGGCCGACGGCACCUUCCGCGCGAGCCCGCUGGCCCAGUACCCCGAGAAGAUGUGCGAAACGCUGGGCUCCUUGAUUGUUCAGACCCUGGCCAUCUUCGAGCAGACCGGCUUGGGCGGCACCGGGUGGCGAAGGCCGCCGGAGGCCGACAGGUCGGUCACCGCCUGGAGCUCGCGGAGCACUACGACGCCAGCGGUAGCCGUGCGGAACGAGGAUGUGCUUCGCGGUCGGGGGUUGGUGCUGGAUGGGCCGCUGAUGGCCUUCUACCUACGCGUCGACGACGGGGUGGUGAUGGCCGGUGGCAGCGGCUGUGGCCCACGGGCCUCUGGGAAGAUGCACCAGCUGGCGGAUGCCCUGGCCGAGGCCGGCUUCGUGGUCACCGACCGCACGGAGGCCAGCGACAUGCAGAAGGUGCUGGGCUACGCACCACAGGCGCGUCCGGCGCAGCUACGCUUGCCCCCGAAGAGGGCGCGGGAGCUGGUGCAGCAGCUGGAGGCGAUGGGCGCCACCCGCUCCCUCCACACCGAGGAGCUUCGGUCCCUCCUGGGGGUGUGGAUCUGGGGCGCACUACUUCGGAGGGAGCUGCUCUGCAUACCCAGCGCCGUCUUCAGGCUCCUGGAGAGGCACCCGCACCAGAGGGUGUGCACCUGGGCGACCGUCCGCAGGGAGCUGCGGGCUAUGGCUCGAGUAGUCCCACUGAUGUACGCCGACCUGGGAGCCCCGCCAGCCCCCGUGUAUUUCGCGGCGGACGCCAUGGGCGCCAACGUGGAGGACGACGGCGGUUGGGGCAUCUUGGUGACAGACAUGAGCGAGGACAUCGCGAAGGACUUCAUCGACACGGGCGGCAACUUGGGCUACACCGUGGCGCGACUGGACGGCGAGCUUACUGGAUUGCGGCGUCCCGAGCAGGUCAUCCGUCGGACGAAGCCCUUCAGAAUCCUCCCCGAUCGAGUGUUCAAGCCCGACGAGGACUGGACGAUCGUAGGAGCGGGGAGGUGGCGGGCGGCCGACCACAUCACGCUGGGCGAGGGGCGCUGCGUCGUGAAGAUCAGCAGACUGGCGGCCGCCACUCCUGCUUUACACCGCACCGUGCUGCCGAUCCUGGAGGACAACCAGCCAGUCUCAGGUGCGGUAUGCAAGGGGAGGUCCCCGGCGCACAUGUUGAACCACCUGUUGCGUCAGAAGACCGCAGCAGGGAUGGCAUCUCGUACAAAGAUUCUGAUUCCUUGGGUGGAGACGCUCAGGCAGCCUGCUGAUAAGAUAUCGAGGUGCCUGACUCGUGCUGAGCUCCGCGGCCUACCUCAUGUCGGGGCCGAGGAAGCGGAACAGCACUUCUGUUGA